Epithele typhae is the source of this 822-nucleotide messenger RNA. RefSeq lists its product as uncharacterized. Lineage: Eukaryota; Fungi; Basidiomycota; Agaricomycetes; Polyporales; Epitheliaceae. The record is from RefSeq and is a predicted model, not a curated record. Bases 1 to 822 code for a protein of 273 amino acids. The transcript has 4 exons.
AUGCUUCCUCCUCGUGCUUACAUCUUCAUCGGCCUCAACGUCGUCCGCGCUUUGAGCAUCAUCUCCCUGUUGCUCGUCUUCGCGAGCAGCAUCUUUGUCCUCGUCAACGAUGUCCAAGCCGUCAACCGCUCCAUGUCCCAGCCCAGCUCGGACAUGGCCGACUGCGACUACAUCGAAGGCUCCACCGUCCCGAACCAGCCCGCAGGCGUGUUCUGGGCGGUCGUGAACCGGCUGCUGAUCAUCUUCCAAGUCGUCGUCCUCAUCCUCGCCGAGGUCGGCUGGCCGUCCUCCUUCUUCGCCAAGUACUUCCCCGUGCUCGGCCCCGACUUCGGGCUCGGCGCGCUCGGGAUCUUCCAGUGCCUCAUCGGGGCCACGAUCCUCUCGCACCACGUCGACGACUUCACGCUCGUCGCCGCCUUCUUCCUCUUCUCGCUCGGGUGCGUCAACAUGUUCCUCGGCCUCUUCCGCGAGCGCGUCAAGGCGAAGCGCGCGCUGCUCUCGUGGCGCGAGGAGGGCAAGAGCGUCCUCCCGCUGUACGGCAAGGGCGGCGACGUGCGCGACCUCCGCCCGCAGUUCGUGCGCCCCGCCGAGGAGUUCGUCGGCGGGUUCUUCAAGGGCGCCAAGGCGGACGAGGCCGAGCACGGCGAGAAGGGCCUCGGGUUCGGUCGGCAGGGGGAGAAGAAGGCGGCGCAGCGGGGGUUCUUCCUCAACAAGCCCGUCGGGAGCCUCCCUCGGUAUGCCCAGCAGCCUCGGUCUGCUGAGAGCUCUCGCGCAGGGUCGCCGGAGCCGCCGACGUUCAAGUCGAGCAAGACUGCGCUCUAG